Orbilia oligospora ATCC 24927 is the source of this 963-nucleotide messenger RNA. RefSeq lists its product as uncharacterized. NCBI's taxonomy places the organism in Eukaryota, Fungi, Ascomycota, Orbiliomycetes, Orbiliales, Orbiliaceae. The coding region runs from base 1 to 963 and encodes 320 amino acids. The record is from RefSeq and is a predicted model, not a curated record. The transcript has a single exon.
AUGGCCGAAUCCCAACGUCCAUAUCCCUCCAUAAAACUCCCACCGCCCUUAACAUCCGAAGAAGUCAUCGAAGCACUAAAAAACGAAAUCAGAUUCCCACGGGGGAUAGGUCGCUCCGAAACGAAUCUACACGGAUUUUCAACGGCGGAUGGGUAUAUAUCCAAUAAUUAUAACGAUUUUCCUUCCAGAUCCAGAUCCAGAACACCCGGUACUAGUCCACUUAAUAACAGCAGCAGCAUUAUUAGUAGUAGUAGUAAUAAUACUAGUAGUAAUCCUAAUAUCGAUGCGAACCAGUUUUACAAACUAGUUUCGGGAAAAACGUCGGAUCCUAAUGAUACUCGUUAUAAGGAAUCUGCUUGGGAUCGACGGGUAACAAGGUCGGGUUUUAGGACUGAUGAUAAUAAUAAUGGAUUAGAUAGGGAUUUUGCAAAGCUUCGGGUGGAAGAUCAUCCUCCUCCUCAUCUUCAUCAUCCUCAUCAUCCUCAUUGUAUUAAAAGUCAAAAAGCAGCAGAAAAAGAAGAAUUCGCGGAAAAAAGACGUCAAGAAUGUUAUCUACCUUCCAGCCUAACAUUCGGAAUGCACGCACCGAGUGUAGAACAUACCAGCCAAAAUUCAGCGUCAAUAUUAACAACGACAUCAGCUAACCUACUCCCGGAUGCAUCCCUCUCCUUAUUAUUCAACGAAAUCACUUUUAUUCAUGAGAAUUUUCGUAUCCACCCUAUGUCGCCGCUUACUCGUCAGAUGUUCGAGGGGAGGGGGUAUAAACCUACCAGUGAGUUUAUAGUUGAGGAUGAUGCUGAACUUGUACAGGUCAUCAGGACUGAGAAUGGUUGGUGGUCGUGGGAUUUGAAGGGGGAGUAUGUAUGUUUUGUGACUGGCGACGAUGUAAGGUUUGCUCGCCUUUUGAGGGAUAAGGGAAAGAGGUGGGCGGAGGGCGUUGAAGGGGCGUGGAGGGGGUCGUGA